Molecule: messenger RNA, 1340 nt
Organism: Mauremys mutica (yellowpond turtle)
Lineage: Eukaryota; Metazoa; Chordata; Testudines; Geoemydidae
Gene: FAM219B
Product: family with sequence similarity 219 member B
Exons: 6
Coding region: 19-567 (182 amino acids)
Source: RefSeq, a predicted model, not a curated record
GCUCCGCCAGCGACCACCAUGGCGACGGGGGAUGGCGGCGGUGGCGCGAGCCGGGCUCCCGGGACCCAGCCCGGAGCCAGCGCCGGGAUGGCCCAGAUGGAGAACAAGAGGACAAACAGGGAGAGUGAUGCAGUGGAAAAAAGGGGCCCAUACAUCAUGACCAAAGCUUCCUCCAUUCAUGCCAAACUGCAGAAGCAUCGAGAAAUGGCGAAGGCGGUGCUGCGGAGGAAAGGCAUCCUGGGGGCAACCGUUCAACAGCAACCAAAGCCAGCAGCAAAGAGGUCAGUGAAGUUUAACAAGGGCUAUGCUGCGCUCAGCCAGACAGCGGAUGAGAACCUGGUGUCCCUUGAUUCAGACAGUGAUGGGGAGCUGGAGUCAAGAUGUUCCUCCGGUUACUCCUCUGCAGAGCAGGUGAACCAGGAUCUAAGCCGUCAGCUUCUGCAGGACGGGUACCACCUAGAUGAGAUCCCGGACGAUGAGGACCUAGAUCUCAUUCCCCCAAAACCUGUUGCCUCGUCACCUUGUCCCUGUUGCUUCGGGGAGUCUCUCUCCUGCACAAUCCAGUAGGCACUGCUCAACCGGGGCUGCACACUACAAGCCAAGGGCCAGCACUUUCUACCAUGUUUCUUAGUACAUUAGUAUGCCUGAUAGAGGCAACUACAUUCAGCAUUGAACACUGGCAGAAACUGAAAUGGGCUCAGUGACUGAAGAACUGGAUGCUGCCACUGCUGCAGUUAUUGGCAUCUGCUCAAGUUGAGCAGCAACAGUUGAUUAUCCCAAAGCUACUUUUUGUUACAUAUAGUGAUAUAAUAUAUAGCUAUUAUGUGUAGCUGUUCAGGUUCCCUGAACGUGGAAAGUGUUGGAGCGUGGAAAGAUGCUUCAUGCUGGCUGGGGGAGGAGGGAGAAGAGAGAACAUGUGCGUACUCUCACUCUUAAAGGAGAACUCCAAAGCUGUUUGUAAAGGGGAACAGCAAAGGUCCUAAAUCAGUAACCUAACAAGCUGGAGAAAUGCAAAUGAAGGCACUUGAGUCUGCAAACAGUCAUUCCUUUUCCUCAUCUGCCAAGGCUGGGGUUCGGGAUCUGGUGCUGCCUUGGGUGGUUGCCAUGUCCUUACAGACUCUGAACUCAGGAUCUAGCAGGUAAGCAGAGAAGGAAGGAACUUCUAUUUCCCCAAUGUUAAAACAAGCUACUUGAAAGGCUCUUGAAUACUGUGAUCCAGUUUGCUCACACGUUUUGUUAAUCCUGUGGGAUUUCAAAUGAUUUGCUUUCAUUCUUUGGGGUUCAUCUCAUUAACUGGUUGUUUUUAUUCAGUGACUAAAGCAUUAACUGUCCUUUAUUUU